Messenger RNA from Alternaria arborescens, 927 nucleotides. RefSeq lists its product as hypothetical. NCBI's taxonomy places the organism in Eukaryota, Fungi, Ascomycota, Dothideomycetes, Pleosporales, Pleosporaceae. Gene Ontology annotation, molecular function: nucleic acid binding. The transcript is spliced from 2 exons. The record is from RefSeq and is a predicted model, not a curated record. Gene Ontology annotation, cellular component: kinetochore. Bases 1 to 927 code for a protein of 308 amino acids.
AUGGCGCAAUCAGACGAGGAAGAUGAUUACAUGAAUAUGGUAUUCGACGAUGCGCCAAAAGGACCAAAGUUUGAGACUUCCCUACAGCGCGCAGCGCGCAAGCGCAAAGAGGGUGAAGCUAGAGCGCGACAGAAGACCAAGGCCGAAAAACAAGAAGAAGUCGAAGCUGCACGAGAAGCUGCCCUCGCUACUGCCCUGCCCGAGACCAAUAAGGGAUUCAAGAUGAUGGCCAAAUUUGGUUUCAAGCAAGGCGAUGCUUUGGGCAAGUCCGAAGACGCACGCAAAGAGCCUAUCCAAGUCAAUCCUAAAGACGACAGAGGAGGUAUCGGUCUGGAGUCGGAGAAGAAGCGCAAGUUCAGGGAGCAGUUCGAGGAAGCAGACCGACUAGCAAAGCGCGCAAAAGAAGAGGAGGGUGACUAUCUCGAGAUAUUGCGCCAGGAACAGAAGGAGAAGAAGGCAGAACGGGACCUAGAUAACGCGCAAAGGACAGCCGAGCGCUUGUCCGACAAGAACGCUGAAGCGGAAGGCGCGGCAGACCCAAGUGAGAAACCACUGAAGGACAUCAAUGUCCUCUGGCGUGUUCGUGCGCGUCGCAGGAUGGAGGGCAAGCGCGACAAGCAACAACGCCGAGAACUGAACAACAGUAUUUCGUCACGAUUACCCACAUUAGCCGCCGAAGACGAUGACGACGAUUCAAAGAUAGCGCAAGGUCGAGACCUUGCGCCAUUCUACACUACUCUUGAGAACGAGCUUGAAGAUGAGGACCCACAGUUGGCAGAAUUUGAGGCCUUGCCUGUAGCGGAGCGCUUGCAAAAGGUUCUGGUGUUUCUGCGUGAAGAAUACCGAUACUGUCUCUACUGUGGCUACGAAUACCCAGACGCAGAAAUGGAAGGAUGCCCUGGAGUUACUGAAGAGGACCAUGACUGA